Messenger RNA from Solea solea (common sole), 2987 nucleotides. It is a transcript of the gene wnt2ba, whose product is annotated as wingless-type MMTV integration site family, member 2Ba. Gene Ontology annotation, cellular component: extracellular region. The record is from RefSeq and is a predicted model, not a curated record. Bases 373 to 1521 code for a protein of 382 amino acids. NCBI's taxonomy places the organism in Eukaryota, Metazoa, Chordata, Actinopteri, Pleuronectiformes, Soleidae. The transcript is spliced from 6 exons. Gene Ontology annotation, biological process: multicellular organism development; neuron differentiation; cell fate commitment. Gene Ontology annotation, molecular function: frizzled binding; cytokine activity.
GGGGACAGCUGACGCACCGGAGCGCAGCGCAGAUGAUCUGAGCGCAUCUUCGCUGCGGCUUCAGGGAGAAAUAAGGACGGGACAACUUCCCGCAGACUUCAACUGCGGUGUGCGCAUAACAUCUGAGGAGAGGCGGUGAUUCCAAAGCGCACAGGACAAUCUGGAGGUUAUGGAUGCACGGUCACAAACUCUGCGCGCCGCCACCAAACCAACAGCUUCCAACUGAUGGAGUUUAAGAUCACUUUUCCUCCUUCUUGGGAAGUCUUUUUCACUUCUGCCGACGAUGGUGGACGGAAAACAGUCACCGAGGAUCCCCGCACCUGAUAGUUCUGCCUCUGCCAAUGCGUGAGAGGAGAAGACGUGUUUGGUCUGAUGAAAUCUCGAGGCGGAUCAGACAGCAGCGGCAGGGCUAUGGGGAUCAGACCCGGGACAAAAGCACAACACCACUCCAAACCCGUCCCCAAAUUACACUUCACUUUUAUUUUGCUCCUGCUCGUUUUCACACCAAGAGUGGACUCUUCGUGGUGGUACAUUGGCGCGCUGGGUGCUCGGGUGAUCUGCGACAACAUUCCCGGCCUGGUGAACAAGCAGCGGCAGCUCUGCCAGCGGCACCCAGACCUGAUGCAGGUCAUCGGCGAGGGAGCUAAAGAGUGGAUUAGAGAGUGCCAGCACCAGUUCAGACACCACCGCUGGAACUGCAGCACACUGGAGCGGGACCACACAGUGUUUGGCAGGGUGAUGCUGCGAAGCAGCCGGGAGGCAGCGUUCGUGUACGCCAUGUCCUCGGCAGGAGUGGUUUACGCCAUCACCACAGCCUGCAGUCUGGGGGAGCUGAAGAUCUGCAACUGCGACGGCCACAAGCGCGGACAGGCGAGUGACGACAGGGGCAACUUUGACUGGGGCGGAUGCAGCGACAACAUCAACUACGGCAUCAAGUUUGCCAAGGCCUUCGUAGAUGCUCGGGAGAGGAUGGUGAAAGAUGCUCGUGCCCUGAUGAACCUCCACAACAACCGCUGUGGUCGAAUGGCAGUGAAGCGGUUUAUGAAGCUGGAGUGCAAGUGUCACGGGGUCAGCGGUUCCUGUUCUCUGAGAACCUGCUGGCUGGCCAUGUCUGACUUCAGGCGAACGGGAGACUACCUACGAAAGAAGUACAACACUGCCAUCGAGGUGACCAUGAACCAGGACGGGACGGGCUUCAUGGUCGCCGACAGGGACUUCAAGGGAAGCACCAAGAAUGAGCUAGUGUACAUCGAGAACUCGCCCGAUUACUGCCUCACGGACCGCACAGCAGGCUCGUUGGGAACGGCAGGCCGAGUGUGCAACAAGUCUUCCAGAGGCACCAAUGGCUGCGAGGUCAUGUGCUGUGGGCGGGGCUACGACACCAUGCGGGUCAAACGUGUCACGAAGUGCGAGUGCAGGUUCCAGUGGUGCUGCGCGGUGCAGUGCAAAGACUGCGAGGAGGUGGUGGACGUUCAUACCUGCAAGCCCCACAAGAGACCGGACUGGCUGGACAUAACUUAACAUGGAGAAACUGACCAAUCACAUUUGCCACUGACCCAUUAACCUCUGCGCUAAUGACUGCAAUUUAUCGUGAGAUAUAUAAGUGGGAUCUUUUAACUGUAAUUAUACCUCUGGCUUUUGACCCUUUGACUCUUUCUGAAGCAGAUCUUUUAGACUAUCUCUGGAUGAUGCUAAACUGGAAAUUAGAUCCAGUUACCGCGUGUUGCUUGGAUGAAUAUUUCUAAGAACAAUUUGCUGAGCUUUUUUUUUUUUUCGUUCUUAAUCAAACUUUGAUACACAACAUCCGAAUAUUAUAUUAUUCUGUUGUAAAUGCACCAUUUGAUGAGGAGGAGAUAUUGCUGCUUGUUUAUGUAAAGACCAUGUAAACACACGACUGAAGUCAAACUAAUGAUCACAGUAUUGAUCGGAAAUAACAUGUAUUUAGCCCGAGGAGAAAAAGAAAGAUUUUGUACAAACACCGACACUGUAUCACUUAAAUGACAUUAAGCCAUUGUAUGGUAAUGCAACAAAUCAUUUAAAACACAUGCGUCUGUUGGCUUCUUAUUAAUGCAAAAAAAAACAAACGCCUCUUUUUGAUUGAGGCCAAAUGAUGACACUGUGAAACAAAUAAAAUGAAACGCUUUUAAAGGCAGCACACAUGAGUACGUGCAGCAGCAGAGUUAGAUUUUGGUUUGGUUCCGGGGAGAAAUAAGGACACACUAACAGACGCCUCAUACGACUGUGGACUAUUGUCUUAAAGAUGCACCAUGUUUGCACAAUACCCUGCGUAUCUGAAUGUCUGUAACACAUUCUGUUGGUGUAUGCAAAACAUCCAAUACCUCUGUUUCAAUUGUUUCUGACACAUUUAACUCAGCACAGCCUCGCUGAAACCUUUGGGACAAAAUAAUGGAGGUUAAAAAAAAAGAAAGAAAAGUUGAACCCAGCUCAACUUUUGCUUCAAAUAAAAGUGAAAUGUCUUCCGUCAGGCACCUGGAUGAUCAGUCACAUGAAAGCAUAUUCGAUGUGUGCGACAAGAAUAUCGCAAAUCUACUAUUUAUCCGAUAAUCCAAUUAUUUUUGAUCUGGAGACUUGUCAAAGUUGUAAAUUCCUGUGUCCGCAUAGUAAAAGAGGGAUGAUUAGGGAUUGGGUGUCUUACAGUUUAAACCUCAUCUUGUAAGAAUGAUGUUCUCACACAACUAAAGUGAAUUUAACUACGUUUUCUAAGGAAUGUGUUUUCUGAUCCAAGCUUAUGUUACUUAUUAAUGACAUAUUAAUGUGAUCGUGUUUAAAUUGUGUGUGAGGCAUUAAUGAGCAAAUGAGAACGUUGUUAUGAAUAUGGUUGGGUUUAAACACAGAAACACCUGCUAAGGAAAAUAUUGUGCUUUUUCCCCCCAAGAAAACAGAGCGGGAUUCUGUGUGGAGUGUGUUGCUCGCCAUAUGAACACGUCAAAAUAUCCACAUACAUCACAAUAAAUCUUAGGACAUUU